CAUGCAAUGAAACUGAGAGUUGCUUUGAUCGGGAGAUCAAGAGACAUACACACAUUCUCUCUUUCUCUCACACAGAGGGAGUAGGGAAGGCAUCCAGGGAGGCAGGCACUGGUGCCUUUUGAAGCAGCAGUGAAAGAGAGAGAGAGAGGAGAGAGGACAGGGGGACUCUAAGGCACCGGACCACUGUCACCUACCGACCAGCCCCCCGCCGAUGAUCCGCGGCUACAGCCACAGCACAGUGAAAAGGGGGUUAUGCCAGGAGAGCUUGAAAGGAAGGGAAGAUCCAGCUCUCCGUCUGUCCAUCCGUCCGUCCACCCGUCAUCCUCAUUCCUCUUUUUUUCAGAGCCGAUAUCUCAGGUCGGACGGUCCGGUUUUGAAUUCUUUCUUUUUCUCUUGUAAUUUUAGUUUUUUCUCUUUUUUGAUGGAGGGAUGUUAAUAAGGAUCAGGUGAAGAAAGGAGGAGCUGCAUGGUGGAUGUCUGAAAGGUUGUGUCAUUUAUAUAUAUUUUUGUUUGUUCUUAUUUCAACGAUCACUUGUUUCUCCACCUCCUGACUGAAUUGAAGCGUGUGUGUUAGCAGCAGGACUGGAGGCUAUAAGGACUUUGAGACUUAUCUCUGUUUUGAUAUGAUUCGGUCGUCAGGCCAAUUUUUUCCUAUCCUGAAGGAGCUGUGUCAAAGUUAGCUGGAGCUGCAGGGAGAGGAGGGGGCCGUGGGGAGGGCCUGUGGCCCAGGACGGAGCACCCAACCUGGGACGCACACAGAGGGACACUGGCGUAGUAGCUCUUCUCACCCACUGAUAACUGUGUACCUGAAAAUGACACCAUGAGUUUUAUAUUGUCCUGCUGCCAUGGUGACGGAGGGACAGUGACAACAACGUAAACAACAACAAGUGCAAUAGCAGGCAACAGCCUAAAGGAGAACAACAACAGCUAAACCCCCAGUGACUGGAACAACACAUUGCAUCUAACCAAACCUCAACUAGCCAACAUCCAACAACUUUGGGUGGGCCUUUGACAAGGACUCCACCACUCCAUCUGUCCAUCAGCCCUUUCUCCACCACUCUCUCUGCCGUGGUGGUCUCCUCCCUCCAUUCACCAGCAAGAAUCCCCUAGUGAUCCCCACUCUGCUACUAUAUUCCUCCAGAUAUUGUUGACAUAACAUAUUGACAUUUCUAUGUCAAUCUAGGAAAGUUUUCUCAAGGAUUCUGGGUAAUCUCCCCCGGCGGUGCGCCGUCGCCCUGGGUGAAAGGGCAGGGGGGCGGCCCACGGUUCCCCCCGACCACAACCGGGUGAAGAACAGGAGCGGGCGGCAAUAUGGCGGCUCUCGCCAGCUCAUUGAUCCGCCAGCGGCGGGAGGUGAAGGACCCCCAGGCCAACCGGCAGGUGGCCAACAAGAGGAAGCCGUGCCCCAAGGCCAACAAGUCCCUGUGCCAGAAACAAAUAUUAUUACUCAUAUCAAAAGUCCGACUAUGUGGCAAUCGAGGGCGAAAGUUAGAAAAAAAACCGGAGCCCCAACUGAAAGGCAUCGUCACAAGACUCUACAACCGGCAUGGCUUCUACCUCCAGAUGCUUCCGGAUGGCACCAUGGACGGCACAAAGGACGAAAGCAGCUCCUUCUUGCAGUUCAACUUGAUUCCUGUGGGCCUGAGGAUAGUAGCCAUCCAGAGCACUAAGACAGGGCUCUACAUUGGGAUGAACAGCGAUGGAUACCUCUACACCUCAGAACACUUCACCCCAGAGUGUAAGUUCAAAGAGAGUGUGUUUGAGAACUACUACGUGACGUACUCGUCCAUCCUGUACCGGCAGACCCAGUCGGGCAGGGCCUGGUACAUCGGCAUCAACCGGGACGGACAGGUCAUGAAGGGCAACAGGGUCAAGAAGACCAAAGGGGCGGCCCACUUCCUGCCCAAACUCAUAGAAGUGGCAAUGUACAGGGAGCCUUCGCUGCAUGAAGUGGUGGUGGUCGCCGAGCUGAGUCCGCCCAGAAAAACGACCAAGACCUGCGAUUCGCCCGUGCUGCAGAACGGCAAGAAAGACCCGCCCUCCAAAACCAAAACUUCCUAGCGCACGGAGAAGACAGGGGGCACUGACUGGCACUGGCACUGACUGGCGAACGAAGUCUUCCUGUUUUUAUUACAAAGGGGUGUCACCGUCAAAUGUUUCCCCCCUGCCCCACCGAGCAGCACGUAGAGAGGGCCCUAUUGUUCUAUAUUCCCACAGGUUUCAUCCAUACUAAUGUAAGGUUGACCAAGGAUGUGAAAUGGCACUCUAUUCCGUUUAUAGUGCACUACUUCUGACCAAAGCCUGCAAAGGACUCUGGUCAAAAGUAGUGCACUAUAAAGGGAAUUGGGUGCCAUUUGGGACGUGUCUCCAAACACCCUGUUGUUCUCUUUACAUCUGUUACCAGGUAUAUUCUCUGUCCGUCAACACCUUUGUGACCAUAGCGAUCCCCUCCAUACUUAAGCAAUGAUGUGGAGGUUCUCUUUUCUUUUUUUCUUUCUCUCGUUCACCUUUGGUGCAAUUUGAUUCGUUUGUGACACGGAGUCAGUUUUCCACUCGGCAGCACAAGAGAAACUUCCUCGUUCUUCUCUAGGGCUGUUAACAGCAGCUCUCUAAUCAAAAUCUCCCAUACUUCUUGAAAGAGAGAGAGGAACCUCCCCACUGCACUGCAUUGAACUACACACACACACACACACACACACACACACACACACACACACACACACACACACACACACACACACACACACACACACACACACACACACACAGCUGAGAGAGAGUGGUGAUUGUGUGCGGGUCAGGGCUUAAGGAAUGAUAAUGAUAUCAUCAGUGAGAUGGUGUUGGUCUCUGGGAAUCUGUUUGCAUUACACCCUCCUGUCACUACAACACAAUGGAUCAUUUCUCUAGCUCAUGCCUUAAGCCAGGGAGAUACAUACUGUAGGGCCCACAGGAGGUCAGUGGCACCUUAAUUGGGGUGGACGGGCUCGUGGUAAUGGCUGGAGCGGAAUGAG
This is a messenger RNA of Salmo salar (Atlantic salmon), 3011 nucleotides long. Lineage: Eukaryota; Metazoa; Chordata; Actinopteri; Salmoniformes; Salmonidae. The record is from RefSeq and is a predicted model, not a curated record.